Zingiber officinale is the source of this 1557-nucleotide messenger RNA. Its product is annotated as actin-related protein 2/3 complex subunit 3. The transcript is spliced from 5 exons. Gene Ontology annotation, molecular function: actin filament binding. The record is from RefSeq and is a predicted model, not a curated record. Gene Ontology annotation, biological process: Arp2/3 complex-mediated actin nucleation; regulation of actin filament polymerization. Lineage: Eukaryota; Viridiplantae; Streptophyta; Magnoliopsida; Zingiberales; Zingiberaceae. Bases 851 to 1375 code for a protein of 174 amino acids. Gene Ontology annotation, cellular component: cytoskeleton; Arp2/3 protein complex.
CGUAGAUUACCUUGACCCCAUUUCCUUGUUCCUUUGCAUCUUUCUUCCGCAGCAACUACUCAUCGCAACGCGACCUCUUCCGAGAAGAAACCUCCUGAGUUCGCCACGUAUAUCCUCAACGCAAGUCGGUCGAGAUCUUUGCCUACCCAGAGAUAUCUCCAGAUUCCUGUUGAAUAACUCUAAUUUCUGCAGAUAUGUAUCUAAUCGAGUUAUCUCUUAGAUUAUUUUGUUUGUUUGUUUGAAAUUUCAUAGAACUGAUGUUUUAUCUGAGAUCUCUCAGGAUAGCGGAUCGGACUGCCGAUCCCGAUCCAAUUUUCUUUUAUUAUUCAUGAGCAUUAUCGACCAUUUAUUGCGAUGAGUUCACAAGGGGGACAAAGAAAAUUACUUUUUGACUGAUUAUUUUGGAUUUCCAUUUGAUUUCUGCUUGGAAGUUGCCUUGACUUUUAGUAGUGCAAUAUUUGAUAAUUUUCUGUACAAGAUUAUAGAUUUGCUAGUAAAUAUUUCAAUUUUUUUUUUUAUUUCGUAUCAUUUAGUUGAUUCAUCACCAUUGAAUGAUCAAAUGUCAAGAUUACGUAUUUGUUUUUGAUUUGGUGAUGUGGUGAGAAUGAUAUUUUGCAGUCCAAACUUGAAUUGAACUAAAUAAUUUUUGUUUAUAAAAAAAACUGGAUAUUGGUUAUUUGCUAGGUAGUUUUUGCUAAUAAGUACCAGAAAAUAAGUUCUCAGAUUUUAAAAACCUUCACAUGAAUUUGGUUAUCGGAUCAGGUUUCCCGACUUGCUUACCGUGUGAAAUCUGCUGCAUUGGAGCUAUUUUUCUAGCCCUGACAAAGCUUGAACCUGGUCCAGGAAGGAAAUGGUGUAUCAUUCCAGUUUUGUUGAUCUAGAAGCUGUAUCAAAAGCCUGUGGAUGCCCACUUCUUCCAUUGAAAAGCCAUAUUAAGGGUCCUGCGCCUGUCUCUGAUCCAGAUAAAAUUGACAUUGUCGAUGAGGCGAUAACCUUUUUCCGAGCCAAUGUUUUCUUUAAGAAUUUUGACAUUAAGAGCCCAUCCGAUAAGCUCCUCAUAUACUUGACAUUUUACAUUAACGUGGCUCUCAAACGGCUGGAGGGUUGCAGAACACUGGCAGUAGGGACGAAAGCCAUCAUUAGUUUGGGUCUGGAGAAGGUCCCUGUACCCGGAGAGCCAGGCUUUCCGUUUCCUGGUCUGUUUGCCCUUCCCCAAUCUCAGGAUGAAGCAGAUCUAUUCAGAAACUAUCUGAAGCAGAUAAGGGAGGAAACAAGUGGAAGAUUGCUAAGCUGUGCUUAUAGACCUAACGGCACUCCUAACAAGUGGUGGCUGGCUUUUGCAAAGAGGAAGUUCAUGAAUAUUGUUGUUCUCUAGUUUUAUUCUCUUGUUCUGAAUCACUAUGUAAUUUGUGCAAUUCAAGUGCAGAAUGCAACUUUCUUGCUUCUAGAUUGUUUGUGGACUGGUUGCAAGCAAAUAACUUCUGCUUAAUCAUUCCCUGAAGACUGAUGGUUAUUGCAUUUUAACCUUGUAUUAUAAUUACUCCAAUUUAAACACAA